Molecule: messenger RNA, 969 nt
Organism: Cladophialophora immunda
Lineage: Eukaryota; Fungi; Ascomycota; Eurotiomycetes; Chaetothyriales; Herpotrichiellaceae
Exons: 1
Coding region: 1-969 (322 amino acids)
Molecular function (GO): protein-succinyllysine desuccinylase activity; protein-malonyllysine demalonylase activity; NAD+ binding
Source: RefSeq, a predicted model, not a curated record
AUGAGCCAUAUUGCCACCGCCGACAUGCCUCUAACCGACGUCGCUUCCUUUGUGCAACACCUCCAGUCAUCCAAACGCAUUGUUGCUCUGUUAGGGGCUGGUCUCUCUGCCUCCAGUGGCCUGCCUACCUUCCGCGGUGCUGGAGGACUAUGGCGCACCUACGAUGCCACCAUGCUAGCCACCCCUGAGGCUUUUCAACAGGACCCGGGGCUAUCCUGGCAGUUUUAUUCUUACCGCCGUCACAUGGCUCUCAAUGCCAAACCAAACCGAGCGCACCUGGCCCUGGCAGAGUUGGCUCGGCGGAACCCCAACUUCAUCACUCUCAGCCAGAACGUCGACGGUCUCAGCCCCCGCGCCGGUCAUCCUGCUGCCCAACUCAAACUACUCCAUGGUAAUCUGUUUGACGUCAAAUGUUGGGACGAAGAUGGCUGUGGCUAUUCCCGCAAGAACGACUUCACAGACCCCAUCGUCCCAGCUCUGGCCCUUCCACCAGACGCUCAAGACUCGCAGCUCAAGGCAGCCAUCAAGCAAAAGAAACAUGCUUUGAUUCGAGGAGCUGACAUUUCAGAUAUUGAUGUGCAGAUCCCUGAGCUCAAGCACGAAGAUCUUCCGCAAUGCCCGUCUUGCAAGAAGAACCUGCUUCGUCCGGGAGUGGUAUGGUUCGGCGAGUCGCUACCGGAAGACGUGAUACGUGAUGUGAACGAAUACUUUGAGCGGCCCGAGAAGAUCGACCUCAUGCUGGUGAUUGGUACGAGCGCCAAAGUGUACCCAGCUGCGGGCUACACAAACAUAGCCAGAGCCAAGGGUGCUCGAGUGGCGGUCAUCAACAUGGACAGUAGCGAUGCACGAGAGCUCACAAAGCAGGAUUGGUUCUUUGAGGGAGAUGCAGCCGUCAUAGUCCCCGAGAUUCUGAAGACCGUGAUUGGGGAGGUCGGCGAGUUCGAGGAAACGAAGGGACCAGUGCUAUGA